This is a messenger RNA of Cinara cedri, 3140 nucleotides long. NCBI's taxonomy places the organism in Eukaryota, Metazoa, Arthropoda, Insecta, Hemiptera, Aphididae. The record is from the annotation of a GenBank genome assembly.
GUUUUUAGUUAUCGAAAUUUACGUUAAAAACAGAAUCUAUAACGUAUAAUAUUAAAAUUUUCACGAUUUUUACUUUUUUUUUUUCAAAUACUCACUCUAACGAGAAUGUCGGAGAAUAAUAAUUAUAUUAUUUUCAUCGUGGUUUGCUUUAUGGUCUGCACAAUUAUUAUACGAGCGGAGCGUAUUAGCAGUGUCAUUAGAGGAACCGAGUACGAAGAAAAUCUACGGGUAGUCCAAAGAAUACUCGAUUCGCGAUAUUGGAUUGCCAAAAAUAACAUCGGCGCAAACAUCAUAGCUCAGCAGGAGAUAUAUAACGGUAAACGAAUAACAAAGUUUACGGACUUCACGAAUGAUGGCACGCUAGAAGUGACAGACGCCAUUAAUACCCGUAAGGGUUGGUACAAAUUAUCAGGUGUGAUGUACACUGCAAUCGGGUGCAAAUGCGGUGAUACACUCAAACGUUUAUUCGGCAAGGUAAUAAAAGUACCUAUAGGCAAUGCCCCAAUUGAUGAAAUUAACUAUACCGUAUUGAAAAUUAUAUCAGUACUACUCGAAAUGACAUCUAUAGUACCGAACUUGGUUUAUCAAGAGCCAGGGGGUUUUCUGACAGUAGCGUUAUCGUUAAAUAUACACCUGAAUAGAUUAAUCCGUAUCAGACAUGAAGCAAUUAACCUGAAAAUGCUCAAUGAGUACCAUGCGGAUCAUGUAUAUAAACGAAUGAUUGCAGCACAGUUGAAUACAAUUGAACGUUUCGCUAUUUUCAAUUGCUCCUUAGACGACUACAAUAAUGGUGGCAAUGAAGACGAAGAGAAUAUAUCGAACAAAAACACGAGGAAUGAAAUUAUAAAUAUAUUAGAAGAUAUAGACAAUAUACUUUACUGGACUGGUUGUCCGACACACGGGAUUUCGGAUAUACUGUAUUCAACUCACAGUCCGUAUGCACAUUUUCACGUCAUAAUUCUUCAAAUAAUCGAAAAAUUACGACCCAUAAUAAAAAUCGAUGAGUCGUUAGAGGACAAAAUCGUAAAAGAGUCGAACGAAAUCAGUGAUAUACUGUUGUAUAUGGAUUUUAUACUUGAUUCGAUAAUGAGAAUCGUUUACCAAUCUACUUUGAACAUUUUAAAAAUAGUUGAAGAUUACCAAAACAUCGGGACUGAAAUGCACAAAAAAAAUUUAGAGUCUACGAUCAACAUCUGGACUAACAUAAAUGUAACAAUGAUUUACGAUGAGUUGUCAUUACUUAUAACGUCCCUGAAUUUUUCAAUGUCUGUUGUUUAUCAUAUCGAUUUACUAUCGCGAAUAGUGAGAAACAUUAUUGAUUUAAAGGACAUUUAUGAUUUGAUGUUAUUAAAAAAGAAAAUUGAAGAAGUCUUAAACGCCAUUUAUGUUAAAAAAUAUCCCGCCGGACUGAUGUUGAUGUCUAGCAUAAAUCAGUACGAAAUUAAUUUGCAUGAGUUUUUAAUUAAAAUAUUGUCUAUAGACGAAUUUAAUUAUUUCAAUCGUCUUUUGAAACUAUUGCAACCAUACCAUAAUGUAAAAUACAAUGAUAUGUUCGAAACGAAAUUAAACGAAAUGAAGUAUUCCGUCGUAUAUAGUACGAGCAGUAAGGUUAAGGAUUUUUGUGUAUCGAUCUCAGUGAUGUCCUUAGAUNUCUCCGGCAUUUUGGACACAUUUAUGGAUAUGUGGCAAGAAAUUAAAAAUUCUGAGAAUUAUGAAAACGAAAAUCACAAAAUAAUUAUUUCCUACGCGAUUCAGUUUUUACGAAAUAACUUAUCGAAUUAUGUCGCCGAAGAUGGAGGGGAAAAGCUUCAAAGAAUAGAGUACUUUAUCACAAAUCUUUUUGAUAAAUAUAUAAUUUAUAACUGUAUAAACCCGUUAACCCGAAGUGAUCUACAUCAAUCAUACAAACAAACGAAAUCCUAUAGUUCCAAUCGAAAAAUAUUAGAAAUUAAAUCGGAAACUGAUUCUAAUAUUCCAGUAUUGUCUUCUGCCAAUAAGGAUUCUUCCAAAAAAAAAAAUUUGCGAGGUCUUUUGCAGAAACGUAACCGCAAAGAUGAAAAAUCCAAUGAAGGUAUAAGACCUGUAGUUGUAAGCCUAGAAAAACUCAUAAUUAUGUCGAUUGAUGGGUAUGUAAAAGAAAUGGGUGAAACUGCUGAAAAUUUUAAAUUCUUCUGGAAAGGGAAUAAAAUGACAAUCAUCGAAAUAUUUGAUGACAUUAACGAAAAGAACAUGUUUCAUUUGUCUUUUUUCGUUAAUUACAAAAGCAUAUUUCACAAAUGGAUUGUGUCUUCGUUGUUUUAUGAUAUUAUCGAUAUCCUUCGGUAUUUUUCGAGGACAAAGCAAUACGAAGAGCUUGUUCACGAAUCGUUUUCGAUAUACUUAAGAAAUUUGAGUUACAUCGAUUUUCCCGAUCACUAUUUACCCAUCAUUAAUACUAUCUCCAGUGUCGGAAACGUUUAUCAACAAGUAGAUAAUAUUUCAUUGCGUAUACUGUUGGAACAAAAUUUAAUAGAAAAUGGUGCUUUUCUUUUAUUAGAUAGUUUUAAUCCGAAAGAAAAUUCUGCAGACUAUUAUCUUAACAAGUUAGAUCACAUUUUCAAUAUAUUGUGGAAAGUCUUCAACGUAAAUCCAACAUUGGAUUGGAAAAUUGAACAAAAUUUUAAUUCAUCUUUACAAGAUAAAUUUGACAAAUAUCCAUUAUGGUUGACGAAGAAGUCCCCUGAGAUCUCAAAUAAAGUUAAACCAUGGAAAAACCAAAACAAUUUUNAUAGUUUUAAUCCGAAAGAAAAUUCUGCAGACUAUUAUCUUAACAAGUUAGAUCACAUUUUCAAUAAAUUGUGGAAAGUCUUCAACGUAAAUCCUACAUUGGAUUGGAAAAUUGAACAGAAUUUUAAUUCAUCUUUACAAGAUACAUUUGACAAAUAUCCAUUAUGGUUGACGAAGAAGUCACCUGAGAUCUCAAAUGAAGUCAAACCAUGGAAAAAUCAAAACAAUUUUCCCAAGAUUCCAAAAUUUUUAUCGUAAUUGUUAUGUUGGAAAACUUUGAAAGUAAUCUUCGAUUCAUUUAUUACAUAUUUAUUCUUAAAAAAUGAAAUAAAAUAAUAAAUACAUUGAUGUCAUUAGAAAUUAGUGUAUAAAAC